Molecule: messenger RNA, 1125 nt
Organism: Rotaria socialis
Lineage: Eukaryota; Metazoa; Rotifera; Eurotatoria; Philodinida; Philodinidae
Source: the annotation of a GenBank genome assembly
AUGUUUUCUUCUGGAUUAAAAAAUCUAUUGAAAACAUGCAUUCAUACACUAUGGAAAUUAGUUCAAUUACUAUUAUUUGUUAUUAUUGUGCCACCAUUGAUUAAUUACGCAUCAUUAAAACGUGAAGCGCCUUUACUUGGACAACAUGGUUUACCAUAUGAUAUUGGCUUUGGUCAAAAAUUGUUUUUACGUUGUCGUGGAAAGGGUGCGCCAACGGUUAUUUUUGAUGCUCCCACUGGCAUGACCUCAGAUAUUUGGCUUCCUCUUCAAGAAAAUCUUCAGAGGACAACAACAGUAUGUAUCUAUGAUCGAGCAGGAUUAGGAAUGAGUGAUCCACCAUUAGGUUCGACGAUUCAACAAAAAUCCGAUGUCAAAGAAAAUGAACCCACGAAAUAUCGUGGUAUGGAUUUCACGGUAGAAAAAAUGUCCGAAGAUUUGAAUCGCCUUAUGACUGCUACUAGUCAACAGCCAAAACCAUUUAUUCUAGUCGGUGCUGAUCUUGGUGCUAUCGUAGCUCGUUUUUAUACUCAAAUGUAUGAAUUUGAUGUUAGUCAUUUAUUUUUAAUUGAUCCUUUGGUUGAAAAUUUAUUCGAUAAUGAACAUUGGAAGGAUCAUUGGUACAAUAAAAUAAUUCCACGACUUCAUGCUAUGCAAUUGUCAGCAGCUAUGGGUGUUAAUCGAAUACUUGUCUUGACACGUAUGAUUAAUACUCAAUUGAGUACGACGGCAUCUAAUAAUAUAGAUGAUACCAAUAUAAAUAUCAAUCACCGACAGAAACAUUUACUUUGCAAUGCUGCUCAUAUUAGCUCAGCUAUUCGAGAGCAUUUUUACAUGAAUGAAACAUUUUCACAAAUGAAGUUAGCCUGGCGAAUGAAAGCUUUUUCUUCAAAUGCAUCAGUGACUAUUGUUAAUCGUCGUCAAUAUGAUAAAGAUCUCUCGAAAAAUUUAAAUCAAGCAUGGGACGAAUCACAAGAAUUUCUACGUACGCAAUUAUUUCGUAAUCGAAUUCAACAUCGUCUUAUUGAUUCGACCGAUAAAUAUUUUUUCUUCAACAAACCUGAUCUACUAGAAUCAAUAAUUAAAGAUUCAAUAAAUCAAUGGCGAGAACAAAAAGGACUUGCAUGA